Molecule: messenger RNA, 2688 nt
Organism: Siniperca chuatsi (mandarin fish)
Lineage: Eukaryota; Metazoa; Chordata; Actinopteri; Centrarchiformes; Sinipercidae
Product: perforin-1-like
Exons: 5
Coding region: 155-1987 (610 amino acids)
Source: RefSeq, a predicted model, not a curated record
UGGGUCUGCUCAACAGCGAUGAAACUGUCAAACCACUUUUUCCCUCAUGUUCUCUUUAAGACCACUGUCACCUCAUCCCGUCACCACCUCCUGCUCUGUUUUUUAACCUUUAAACAGACAGCACUAACAUUCGUGUUCACAGUCAGUUUUAUAAAUGCAGCGUGAACAGGCAAGACGAAGGAUUAACCAUCAGUUUACAUCCAUCACCCAACUUAACAGCAGCAUGUUUCUGUUGAAUAUUUGCAUCUAUGCCAGCCUCAUGCUGUCCCUCCCUCAGUAUACGUAUCAGUCAUGCACAGAGGGGACACCCAGACAGUGCUUGGAUGCAGAAUUUGCUCCUGGUACCAAUUUGGCCGGGGAAGGCUUCGACAUCACCAGAAUGGAACGCAAGGGGGCCUUUGUGCUCGACAUGAAUCAGUGGAAACGCAAGGACAAGACGUGCACCCUGUGUAGCAACCCCUAUCUGGAGAACAAAAAGCAAAAGCUCCCCUUGUCAGUGGAGGACUGGAGGCCAAAGCAGUACUGCAGCAUGAAAGUGGCCAGUAAACUCCACCGAUCCAGUGAGUCUCUGGUCAGUUCCAGCUCCUCUUUGGUAGAAAACAACUGGCAGGUCAAUCUAGAUGUUAAUGUGGGUGACAAAGGGGGCUCAGUGAUGCUAGCUGGUACCCAUUCUAAAUUGGCUGAUUACUCCAUGGAAAAAACGAAGAAUGACAAGUUCAGCUUCACAAGCCAAAGCAUGUCCUGUGAGUACUACAGCUACCGAGUGUCCAGCACUCCCAAGUUGCACAGGGAAUUUCGCAAAGCAGUGAAGCAGCUCCCCAAAAUCUACAGCCCUGAAUUCAAGCAACGAUUUUACAAACUGAUUGACAACUUUGGCACCCAUUACAUCAGCAAGGUGAAGUUGGGAGGAAGUGUUCAAUCUGUAACCAGCAUCAGGCAGUGCCAGGCCAGCCUGCAGGGCCUCAGCGUGGAGGAGGUGCAGAUGUGCCUGGAAGCUGAGGCGUCCGCCAGCUUCAAAGCUACAAUAAAAACUGAAUCAAAACACUGCAAGAAGGACGUAGAGAGGACAGACAGUAAGUCAGCCUUCUCCAGCCUCUUCAACGACAGGUUCACAGAAAUAAAGGGGGGUCAUACCACAGAGCCAGACCUUCUCUUCUCCGCUGACAAAAAUCCAUCAGCCUACAAAGAAUGGCUGAACACACUACCACAGAAUCCAGACAUAUUCUCAUAUUCCCUGGAAUCGCUUCACGAGUUACUGCCUACUAACACCCCUGUCCGGAAGAACCUGCGCUCAGCCAUUAGCCAUUACAUCCUGGAGAAAGGACUGUGGAGGAACUGCAGUGAGCGCUGUCAGGCCGGCAUCAAGAGCGACUCAAGGGAUUCCUGCGUCUGCCAAUGCCACAAUGACCCUGCUGUAAACCAAGACUGCUGCCCGACCCGUAAGGGCAUGGCUCGAGUCAUCAUAACUGUACAACGGGCUACUGAUCUUUGGGGAGACCACAUCACAGCCACGGACGGCUACGUGAAGGUCUUUUUCAACAAACAGAUGGUCCAGCGUUCUCCUGUCAAACACAACAACAACAACCCACACUGGGCCAUUAACGUCGACCUGGGCUCUCAGGAUUUGUCAGCAGGAAAUAUAGUGAGAUUUGAAGUGUGGGAUGAGGACAACAACUGGGACGACGACCUGUUGGGACAAUGUGAGCAAGUUCUGUCUGUUGGAGUCAAGGAGGAUCUCUGUAACCUGCAGCACGGCCGGCUCUUCUACAAACUGGAGGUGAAAUGUGCUCCGAGUCUGAGUGGAAAUUCAUGCAUGGACUAUAAACCUUCGCCUAUGAGUCAAAGUCUGAAGAGGCUGUAUGUGUCCCGUCAUGCCCACCCUGUCCCAAAGGCCAUCCUGUUAGAGAUGGGUGUGUUUGUGGACGAAACAAGCUCACAGAGAAACCAGAGUCUUAAUGCAGAGAGUCAAAAGUUUGGUGUGAUAUAACACCCAUGUUUGGCUUUACUGAGGCUUAUAUAGAAACAUCACUCUUUUUAUUAGGUGUAUCGAUGAGGUUAAUUUAAGCAGAACCCUUUACCCAUAACUGAUACUCCUUAUUAAAACUCUACUGAUCACAAACCGUGACAAGUAUGUCUGUUCAGAGAAUUUUUAUGUGUUGUUAAAAUGUGUGAAAUUAUUGGCAUGUUCAGAUUAAUUUAUGAUUUGUGUUUGACAGAAGACUACUGUUAAUGUAGGCUCUCAGAAAUCUACAUGAGCAAAAGAUUCAGAUGACUGAAAUGUAAUGUUAAAAUUCAUUUUUGUUCAAAAUAUGAAUAAAAGCAGAGGCAGACAAGAUACUUUUGUUGUUUUUAUAUACUGUAUCUAUGUAUUUGUAUAAGUAUAGGGCCAAUUAUACUCAGCAAAGCAUAUGCAAUUCAAGUUGUCAAAAUGUUAGUUUGAUCAAUGCAGCUUUUUACAUAUACACUUAUUUAUGCCUUAUUUUUUACAUAUUUUUUUUAAUUUGCAGAUUCAUAAAGAAUAACAUGUUUGCAGAUUUUAUGUAUUGUGCAAUCAUUUUGUAGCAUUUUAUUAUCUAUACAAACAUUUAUAAAAAUCUAAUAGUGUUUUAUGUAUUUUAAUCCUGUAUUAUCUUGUGGAUUUUUGACAUGUUUGUUUAUCAUGAAUAAAAGCAUAUUAUAUGAACUGUU